Messenger RNA from Solenopsis invicta (red fire ant), 2339 nucleotides. Its product is annotated as pancreatic lipase-related protein 2-like. The record is from RefSeq and is a predicted model, not a curated record. The transcript is spliced from 4 exons. Lineage: Eukaryota; Metazoa; Arthropoda; Insecta; Hymenoptera; Formicidae. Gene Ontology annotation, molecular function: lipase activity. Gene Ontology annotation, biological process: lipid metabolic process. Bases 136 to 1194 code for a protein of 352 amino acids.
UUCUUAUGCGUUUUCUUGCUCAACGUUAGUAAUAAGAUCUAAUGGUUCACGACUAUUCUGAAAAUAUUUUUACUUAUAUAACAUAAAGGUAUAUAUAUAAGAAACUGUUCAACAAAAACGUCGAAAGAAAUCACAAUGUCUUUUAUUACAACGUUCUUCAUAUUUCUGUUCCUAAAUGUAUCUUUCAAUACAGCUGACUUAUUGGGUAAUCGACUAUCUAUUCAAAAUUCUCAAGACCACCAUCCCGAGGAAGGUCUCGUCGAGGUCUUCCUGAAUCCAAAUUCGGUCAUCCCAAAUAAUCCUGUGUUGAUCGAUGUGCUCGAAUUAAAUUUUAAAGCAGAGGAUAUAAGUUAUGAGCUUUAUACCAAAGAUAAUAAGGAACAACCUAUUUCUCUGCGAGUGGGUGAUGCUAUUCAACUGAAGGAUUCGCCGUUUAAUCCUACGUGGCCAACCAAGAUUAUUAUUCAUGGAUGGACAGAGACAGGAAAUGCUUUUUGGCUACAUGACAUCCGGCGAAAUUAUCUUAGUGUAGGGGAAUAUAAUGUAAUUUGUGUGAAUUGGCUCAUUGGUUCAACCAGAGAAUAUCUAACAUCUGUCCAACUCACUCAACAGGUGGGAGAAUACGUGGCUGCAUUUAUCGAAUUUCUUGGAUCAGAGACUCAAGUUUCCUUUGACGAUAUUCACAUUUUGGGACACAGUUUGGGUGCCCAUGUAGCCGGAUACAUCAGUAAUUCUGUAUCGAAGAAACUCGGGCGUAUUACCGGACUUGAUCCAGCUGGGCCGGCAUUCGAGACACCUUAUCUUAAAGAUACGAAUGAGCGACUGGAUGCCGCGGACGCCACUUUUGUGGAUGUUAUUCAUACUUGUGCUGGCAGUUUAGGUUUCUUCCGACCUAUCGGCCAUGCAGAUUUUUAUCCGAACGGAGGAACAUUUAAGCAACCCGGAUGUCCUAUAUUUUCAUCCCAAACCUGCAGCCACGGUAGGUCGUACCAAUUUUUCGCCGAGUCCAUCGUACAUCCUGAUGGCUUCAUCAGCGUGCAAUGCUCCAGUUGGUUGGAUUUCCAGCUUGGUAAAUGUGGCGAUAAUAAUUCUAGCAUCGCCGUUAUGGGCGAAUUUAUCAAUACUGAUGUUCGAGGUAUUUUUUAUCUACAAACCAAUGCACAAUCGCCAUUCGGAAAAGGCAAGGUAAAAUGAAUAAUGAUAGAUAACUUUGCUAUCUAUACUUAUGAUACGUAUUCAGAUAAUAAGACCUGCAGAGUAGAAUAGAAUAUGUUACCAAUUUUUGAUGACAGAAAGGCAACAAAUUGUACACACAGUAUUACCUAAAGAUGUCAGCAAACUAUCAUCAAAAGUAUGAUAAAAGCCGCUAUUUACAGAUGUUUACAUUACUUAAGACAGUCUUAAAAUAAAGCCUUUAACGACUGACUCAUAAUUUUAAGAUAAUGUUUUAUGUUCUAAGCUUUUGUCUUCAGUUACGUAUAAUAACUGUCUUAUGUCUCGAGUCUUAAAUCAAAAAGUUUCUGUUUGUGACUUAAGACAAAAUCAUAAAACAUUUUCUUAAAACUACAAGGCAGUCGUUCUGCUAAGGGUUUAAGAUUCGACUAUAAAUACCGGCGAAAGUUUGCUGAUAUAUCAUGACAGCAGAAAUCGAGCAGAAUUUACAGCUUCUACUCGAUUUCUGCUGCCAAUCUACUGUCAAAUUAUACACGCGCGCGUAUCCUACAUGAUUUCUGCCACCAAUCUGCUGACACAAUAUAUCAGCAGAUUUUGUCGACAGAUUGUGAAUAACUGAUCGAACAGAUGGCUACGGGUUUGUAGUCAAAAUCUGAUUGAUUUGCUGCUAAUCUACUAGCAAAAUGCUAUUUGGGUAUACAUGUAUUUUUCAUUACAAUUAGUGAUACGGAAACGUGCAAAGAAGAAAAACAUAGAAACACUUUACUUACAUGAUAUCUCUAUUACAAAUAAAUUACGAUAUAAAACAAGCCGAUACAAAAUAAUAAAAAAAUUAUGCGUAUGGAAAUUUGUAUGUAAUAAUGGAGUAUAUUUCGCGCGUCAGUUUUAUCGUUCUGCAAGCGUCGCUUCUUGGACGGUUUCUGAAUUUCAUCUCCACAAGUUGUAUGCAAUACUUUCGACGUACUCUAUCCCAGUUGACGACGUUUUGUGUCCUCGGAAUAUUAUUUGAAAAAGUUUCACUAGUAGUCAGACCUGUUUGAAGCAAGUUAAUUCGAUUUCUUGCUGCUUGCUGUUAGCGGAAGCAUUCUAGUAAUUUAAAAUGAAAAAGAAGGAGAAAGAUUAUCUGAAAUGUUCAAUAAAAUUUAUCAAUAAAAUUGUUCAAUGAA